AUGAGAACAGGGCAGCCUCUGCCACAACCGUCACCGUCUCUCCCAUCGAGAAAUCGACCGCUGUCGUCUGCAGAACCGUAUGCUGAAAGGGAAAUUAGUUGGUAUCAUCAUAUUCAUCUUGGGGAAAUUCAUGUUGAUAAAGAGUGGCCUUGGGCAACACCUGCACUACAUCAUCUUGCCCAUGAAAUCCUACAGAAGAGUGAAACACCAUUACGUAUUUUAGUGAUCUUACAUUAUCCGGGUAUUGUUUAUCGGCUAAAAGACGAUUAUGAUAAUGCUAUUGAUUGUUUAAAUAGAUUUAUAACAGACUACAUUUCUAUUACUAAAGAAACGGUUGCACUUGUACUCAACAAUACAAGUGGUAUAACUGUGGAAGGUCCAUGUAAAGAAUUUAACGAUGAUAUUGCCAAUGCUCUCGAUGCCAAACCCAAUAUGAAAUCACGCGGUACUCAGUAUUCUAUACUAGAUAUAACAGUCAAAAAAUGUUGUAUAAUUUGUGGAGAAUUAUUUAAAAAAGGUGUUGAAGUUUUGACAUGCAGAAUAUCUUCAUGUAAAAAUUCUAUGCAUGUUCGCUGUUAG
Didymodactylos carnosus is the source of this 579-nucleotide messenger RNA. Lineage: Eukaryota; Metazoa; Rotifera; Eurotatoria; Philodinida; Philodinidae. The record is from the annotation of a GenBank genome assembly.